Molecule: messenger RNA, 3419 nt
Organism: Lepidothrix coronata (blue-crowned manakin)
Lineage: Eukaryota; Metazoa; Chordata; Aves; Passeriformes; Pipridae
Gene: STAT2
Product: signal transducer and activator of transcription 2
Exons: 23
Coding region: 152-3328 (1058 amino acids)
Biological process (GO): regulation of transcription by RNA polymerase II; defense response; type I interferon-mediated signaling pathway
Molecular function (GO): DNA-binding transcription factor activity, RNA polymerase II-specific; RNA polymerase II cis-regulatory region sequence-specific DNA binding
Source: RefSeq, a predicted model, not a curated record
GCCCUCGGAGUGGGGUCGGGGUGGGGCGUGUGCCCCCCGCCCCAAAUGGGGAACCCACCGUGGCUCAACCCUUGCCCGGAGCAGAAGGACCCCCGGGAUCACCUGGGGCCGAGCCGGAGCUGAGGGACCCCCAGGACCCCCGUGCUGCAGCAUGGCGCAGUGGCAGGAGGUGCAGGGCUUGGCCAACACGUACCUGGAGCAGGUGCACCAGCUCUACGCGGGCUCGGAGCUGCCCAUGGCCGUGCGCCAGUGCUUGGCCGCCUGGAUCGAGGACCAGAACUGGCGCCAGGCGGCCGAGCCGCUCUCCUCCCACGCCCGGAUGCUCUUCCACUCCUUGCUGGUGCUCCUAACGGAGCAGCUGGGCAGCCUGGGCACGAGCCACGAGGAUUUCAUGCUGAAGCACAACCUGCGCAAGGCCCACCGGGACCUCCAGGCCGAGUUCGAGGAGAAUCCGGAGAAAUUCGCCAACCUGGUGGCCAACCUGCUGCAGGAGGAGCAGCGGAUCUUGCGCCUGGGGCAGGCGGGGGGGCAGGGGGGGUCGUCCCCGGCGCCCACCGCGCCUCCAGAGCAGGGCCGGGAGCAGCAGAUCCAGCGGCGCUUGGCCGAGUUCCACACGGCCCUGCAGGAGGCCGAACGCGCCUUCCGACACCUGGAGGACCUGCAGGACGCCUUUGACUUCUGCUUCAAGGUGCACUACCAGCCAGGUCAGGACAGGAGCGGGGACCCCCAGUACGCCCGGCAGCUCCAAGCCCUCCAGGCCAAGCUGCAGAACCUGGACCAGCAGCGGCGGGAGGUGCUGGCUCAGAUGCAGCAGCUUUUGGGGCGCAGCGAGACCCUGCGGGAGCUGCUGCAGCAGGAGUUGGGGGACUGGCAGGAGCGGCAGCAGCGCUCGUGCCUGGGAGCCCCCGUGGACACCAACCUGCGCCCACUGGAGACCUGGUUCACGGGGCUGGGCCAGGGGCUGUUCCAGCUGCGGCAGCUGCUCCGGGCGCUGAGCGACCUGCGGCAGAAGGUGACCUACGAGAGGGACCCGCUGGCAGCAGAGACCCCCCUCCUGGAGCAGCGGCUGCAGGAGCAGCUCACGCACCUGCUGAAGAGUGCCUUCGUGGUGGAGCAGCAGCCCAGCACCCCCAACCCCUUGAAGCGCCCGCUCGUGCUCCGGACCGGCACCAAGUUCUCGGCCCGCGCCCGCCUGCUCGUGCGGCUGCACGACCGCAACCACCGCAUGGAGGCCGCGAUCCACAUCGACAGGGACCCCCCCAAGGUCAAAGGGUUUCGCAAGUUCAACAUCCUGACGUCGAGCAGCAAAACGCUCCUGGCCGGGGACAGUCCCCAGGAGGGGCUGGUCUGCGACUUCCAGUACCUCACGCUGAAGGAGCAGAAGGACAGCAGGUCUGGCAAGGGCAGCAAAGGCGCCAGCGAGAGUCCCCUGGUCGUGACAGAGGAGCUGCACCUCAUCACCUUCACGCUGGCCUACGCCUACUGCGGGCUGGAGCUGGAGCUGAAGACCUCCACGCUGCCCUUCGUCAUCAUCUCCAACAACAACCAGUUCUCCAGCGCCUGGGCCUCCAUCCUCUGGUUCAACAUGCUCAGCUCUGACCCCAAGGACCAGCACAUUUUCUCGGAGCCGCCCCUGGCACCGUGGCACCGUCUGGCCGAGGUGCUGAGCUGGCAGUUUGAGAGCGUGGCAGAGAGGGGGCUGAGCCGGGACCACCUCCUCAUGCUGGCCGAGAAGCUCCUUGGCUCGAAGGCGUCACGAGAGAGCACCGUGGCCUGGCCCAAGUUCUCCAAGGACGGCGCCGGCUUCUCCUUCUGGGCUUGGCUGGACGGGAUCCUGGGGCUGCUCCAGGAGCACCUCAAGCAGCUUUGGAAGGACGGACUCAUCCUGGGCUUCGUGAGCCGGAAACAAGAGAGGAAACUGCUGAAGUCGAAGAGAACGGGGACGUUCCUGAUCCGGUUCAGCGAGAGCGUCUUGGGGGGGGUCACCUGCACCUGGGUGGAGCAUCCUGAGAGUGGAUCCCCCACUUUCCAUUCGGUGGAUCCGUACACGGCGGUCGAACUGGCGUCCCUGGCACUGCCCGACAUCAUCCAUGAUUACCACAUCAUGAUGGAGGAGAACGUUCCCGAGAACCCCCUCCAGUUCCUGUACCCAGACACCCCCCGAGACAAGGCCUUCGGGCCCUACUACAGCCAGCGGCAGGAGGGGAACCUGACAGAGCCAGAGAAAUACCUGAGACGGCGCCUCAUCCGUGUGUCCUCCAGGCAGGCAAAUAAGUCGUGGCAGACGGAAGAGGAGCUGGUGGUUGCCACUGAAAACCUGGAGACGCUGCAGCUGCAGCCCGGAGGACAGAGCACACAGUGGGAUGGUGGCCUGGCACUGCCACAGUCCCAGAGCCCAGGGACACCACAGGCCAAGCCAGAGAACCUGGGGACACCUCAGGGAGUGGCUGUGAGCCCAGGGACACUGCAGGUGGUGGCCACGAGCCCGGGGAUGCUGCAGCCCGGGGCCUUGGGGACACUGCACUCGGGGUCCCAGUGCCUGGAGCCACCACAGCCACCGCAGGUGGGAUCAGAGGUCUCAGAGGUGGUGGUGCAGGUGGUCCCCAACAUCCAGGACACAGUGCAAGUGGCACUAAGGGCUGUGGGGACUAUACAGGUACUGCCUGGGGGGGUGGGGAUGCUGCAGGUGGGACCAGGGGACUUGGGGACACUGCAGGUGCUGCCAGGGGACCAGGGGACGGUGGCUGUGGACACGGGGAUGCUGCAACAAGUGGGAGCUGUGGACACGGGGAUGCUGCAACAAGUGGGAGCUGGGAACACAGAGAUGCUGCAACAAGUGGGAGCUGUGGACACGGGGAUGCUGCAACAAGUGGGAGCUGUGGACACGGGGAUGCUGCAACAAGUGGGAGCUGUGGACACGGGGAUGCUGCAGCAAGUGGGAGCUGUGGACACAGGGAUGGUGCAACAAGUGGGAGCUGGGAACACGGAGAUGCUGCAGCCCAGACCGGGGGCUGUGGAGCCACUGCAGGUCACUGAGGGCCAGGGGCUGCUGCCCAGGAGCCAGGACAUCCAGGAGCUGCUGCAGUCGCUGGAGCCAGGCUCAGGGACGCUGGAGACGCUGGAGGUGGCAGAGCUGAUGCCAAACAUGCUGGAAAGCUUGGACGGGAGGCCCCAGCUGGACCCUGGGCUGGCAGGUGCCGCCGUCCUCCUGGGCCACCGUGACCCGUUCCUGCCACAGCCCGAGGACUUGGCUCUGCCCACUGUCAACUCCCUCUUCGCCUCCACCGACUUCCCCCCGCUCCACAUCGAUGCCAGUGACUUCCAGUGACUCCCCCCGGCCCCUCCCCUGUAAAUAAACCCCUUCCCACCCCCCCGCCCGUGCCGCCCAUUGCGCCGCACUCGGGAGCCGCUUGUCUCCU